Molecule: messenger RNA, 1182 nt
Organism: Hemisphaericaspora subhashii
Lineage: Eukaryota; Fungi; Ascomycota; Pichiomycetes; Serinales; Debaryomycetaceae
Product: mRNA splicing protein
Exons: 1
Coding region: 1-1182 (393 amino acids)
Biological process (GO): mRNA splicing, via spliceosome
Cellular component (GO): Prp19 complex; catalytic step 2 spliceosome; precatalytic spliceosome
Molecular function (GO): protein binding
Source: RefSeq, a predicted model, not a curated record
AUGACAUCAUAUGAAGAUAUACCUAUCCCUUAUAAGGAUGAUGAUAUAAUUCCAGAAGAGGAUACAAUGGCAGAAGCUAUGUACAAUAAUGUAAAAUUAGAUCACAUACUCAAGAAUAUAAACCAUGACAACUCAAUCAACAACUAUCAACUGGAAGAAGAAGAAGACGAGGUGGAACAAGAAGACACGCUACCACCCUCGGGUCAAGUCGCCACCACAUCACAAAGUAACAACAACAACUGGAAACUAAUACGAACAUUAGCAGGUGCUCAUCAAGGUUGGGUCCGUUCAAUAGCCAUAGACGAAAUAACCAACCAAUGGUACGUCACCGGCUCAUCAGAUUCCACAAUCAAAAUAUGGGAUCUAGCUUCAUCCCAACUCAAAGCUACCUUAACUGGACAUAUUAUGGGAGUACGUUCUUUAGUCAUAUCAAAAAGAUUUCCCUACUUAUUUUCUGGAUCUGAAGAUAAGACAAUCCGAUGUUGGGAUUUAGAACGAACAAAUGCAAUAGAAGGUUGUCAGAUUAGGAAUUAUCAUGGACAUGUGGGUGGGAUAUAUGCCAUGAGUCUCCAUCCGGAAUUGAAUAUUUUAUUUACUGGGGGGAGAGAUUCUGUGAUUAGAGUAUGGGAUAUCCGAUCAAGAAAUGAGAUUAUGACAUUAGUGGGACAUUCGAAUGAUAUUUCUUCGAUUGAAAGUCAAUUGAUUGAUCCUCAAGUGAUUUCAAGUUCUAUGGAUGGCACUAUUCGAUUAUGGGAUUUACGAAAACAAAAUACACAAGUUUGUUUAACUCAUCAUAUUAAAUCGAUUCGAGAUAUGAAAUUACAUCCUCAAGAAUUAACAUUUUGUUCUGGGGAUUCUAAUGGGAAUAUAAAACAAUGGUUAUUACCAAAAGGUCAAUUAUUGAAUGAAUUUGAAAAGCCGCCCCAGGAUGGCAGGAGUAAGAUUAUAAAUACAUUAUCUAUUAAUCAUGUUUCAAAUACUUUAUUUGCUGGUUAUGAUGAUGGGAAAAUGGAAUUUUAUGAUUAUAUUAAUGGUGAUUUGAUCCAAAGUGGAACUACUCCACCCGUCCAAGGAUCAACAGAAUCAGCUAUAUAUGCAUCAACGUUUGAUGUCCUGGGACUAAGAUUAAUUACAUGCGAAGGUGAUAAGAGUAUAAAGAUUUGGGGGAAUACGAAUGCAUAG